UCGAUAAAAAAUCUAACAUCAAAGAACUAGCAAAUGGCUCGCAUGGUUGGAUAUUUUUUAGUCACCCUAUUCUUAGUUUCAGAAUUGAGUAUGGUUCAGCCUCAGCCACUUGGCAAUGUGUGUCUUCCUGUUUACAUUGAGUUCCCCUAUUGCUUGGGUUUCCUCUGGGGACUUUACAAGGAGCCAGGUGGGUUAUGUUGUGAAACUGUUAAAAGACUGAAUUUAUUGGCAAAGCAAGGACUCGGAGCAAAAUAUGUCUGCUGGUGCAUCGAGAAUAUGACAAAGUGUAUUGCUAAAACAUCUCCAUAUCGGUUGAAUGCUACUCGUAUUAGUGAAUUGCCAAAACUCUGCAAUACGCAUCUUAGUUUUCCUAUUUCUGUGGCUAUGGAUUGCAGCAAGGAAAAAUAUAUAAACUGAAGUUUGAGCAGCUUAGUAUAUAUUAACUGAUUUAUGUUAUUUACCUCAAGGAAGGACUCCAAUGUGUAAUGUUUAACUAUAUCUAUGUAUAGUUCUCAUAUGUAUACAAAUAUGAAUAAAGAAUGAGCAAAUCAUUUCUUUUUUUUCAAAUAAAAGUGAUGAUGUUUAUUACAGAAAA
Molecule: messenger RNA, 595 nt
Organism: Jatropha curcas
Lineage: Eukaryota; Viridiplantae; Streptophyta; Magnoliopsida; Malpighiales; Euphorbiaceae
Product: non-specific lipid-transfer protein 13
Biological process (GO): lipid transport
Molecular function (GO): lipid binding
Source: RefSeq, a predicted model, not a curated record